Messenger RNA from Rosa rugosa (rugosa rose), 1807 nucleotides. Its product is annotated as phenylalanine--tRNA ligase alpha subunit, cytoplasmic. The transcript has 18 exons. Gene Ontology annotation, molecular function: phenylalanine-tRNA ligase activity; ATP binding; tRNA binding. Gene Ontology annotation, cellular component: cytoplasm; cytosol; phenylalanine-tRNA ligase complex. Gene Ontology annotation, biological process: phenylalanyl-tRNA aminoacylation. Lineage: Eukaryota; Viridiplantae; Streptophyta; Magnoliopsida; Rosales; Rosaceae. The record is from RefSeq and is a predicted model, not a curated record.
AUUCACAACGGAUUGUGAGAGAGAGAGAACAAAGGAGAACGGAGGCGAUGGCGGAUUCAGACCCCAAAAGAGCGAAGGCGGAGGAGGCCGUGCUCCGAUAUCUAGAGAACAACUCCGAUAUCUCGGACUCUCAUCUGUUCGCAGCCCAAGCCAAACUCAACCACGACGACAUCGCCAAUGCUAUUAAGAGUCUCACUGGUCACAGAUACGUUGACUCUCAGGAGAUUACAAAGGAGACAUGGUUGCUCACCGAGGAAGGGAAGACAUAUGCUGUUCAUGGAACGCCAGAAGUGCGGCUCUUCCUGUCCAUACCGCAUGAGGGCAUCACGAAAGAUGAAUUGCAGAAAAAGUUUGAUGCAUCGAUUUUCAAAAUAGCUUGCGCCCAGGCUGCAAAGAAUAAAUGGGUGGACUUUGGAAAGCAACUAGUGACCAGAAAGAUCCAACAUGUGGAUAAUGACAAGGUCCAAACUUUGCUUCUACGGAUACAGGACGCAAAGGACAUCAGCCAAGAUGACAUCAAGGCUCUCACCAAAAGAAAGCUUAUUUCUCUACAAGUGAAGAAAGGCUUUUCAGUAAGAAGAGGUCUCAAUUAUGCUCCUCAGAGAAAGAAAGUUGCUACAGAUUUGACUCGAGAUAUGCUGCAGAGCGGUGAUUGGAAAGAUCUGGAGUACAAAGACUUUAACUUGAACGCUAAAGGUGCGCCUACUGAACGUGGUUGUCUUCAUCCACUGCUGAAGGUACGGAAGCAAUUGAAGGACAUUUUCCUUUAAAUGGGGUUUGGAGAGAUGCCCACUAAUAACUAUGUCGAGAGCAGCUUCUGGAACUUUGAUGCUCUUUUCCAGCCGCAACAACACCCUGCUCGUGAUUCACAUGAUACAUUCUUCCUGAAAGUUCCUUCAACUACAAAGGACCUUCCUGAAGAUUAUGUUGAGAGGGUGAAGCGUAUACACGAGUCUGGUGGUCAUCAGUCCAGGGGUUAUGGAUAUGAUUGGAAAAGAGAGGAAGCUGAUAAGAAUCUUCUGCGGACUCACACAACUGCUGUUUCCUCCAGGAUGCUUUACAAGCUAGCACAGGAUUGUGCACAGAAACCUUUCUCUCCCAAGAAGUACUUUUCUAUAGAUCGUGUUUUCAGAAAUGAAGCAGUAGAUCGAACACAUCUUGCAGAGUUCCACCAAAUAGAAGGUUUGAUAUGUGAUCGAGGGCUUACUCUGGGCGACUUGAUAGGAGUCCUCCAAGACUUCUUCUCACGGCUGGGCAUGUCCGAUCUGAAAUUCAAACCAGCCUAUAAUCCAUAUACUGAGCCUAGCAUGGAGAUUUUCGGUUAUCAUAAAGGCUUUGGCAAGUAUGUAGAAAUUGGAAACUCUGGCAUGUUCCGGCCUGAAAUGUUGCUUCCUAUGGGACUCCCAGAAGAUGUCAGUGUUAUUGCAUGGGGCCUCUCCCUGGAAAGACCAACCAUGAUUCUCUAUGGCAUUGACAACAUUCGAGAUCUUUUUGGGCACAAGGUCGAUCUAGGUCUCAUCAAGAAAAACCCCAUCUGUCGGAUUGGAUUAGAAUCUGAUUAAGAAAAGAUCGAUAAGUAGCCAUAGCACACUGGAAUUUCCAUAACCAUUUGAAAUUUGUGUUAUUGUAUUAUUCUCAACAUACUGAAUUAUCCAUUUAACCUGAUUGAGUAAUUGAGAAAGAAAAGAGCUAGAUAGGGUUUGUGGUUAGGUAAUGUACAAGUGAUGUUAUAUCUGUAAGGAUUUUACUCACUCUUUUCAAAAGUAUUGUGAAAUCGAUGAUGCUUGUGAUCCCCUAUUGGAAUUAA